CUUCAUGAGUUUCAUCCCCCAUCAUUUGGGUCGUCUAUUCAAAUUUCCCUUGUGAAUUGCGCCUUUGGAAUAUUGCGAGCGUUGUGAAGCAUCUGAAUUUUAGCGAGUCUUAAGAUCUGGCCUGUUAUCACGCAUUUUCUCCAUAAUCCCUACAAUGUCUUCACAGCCGCAGUGGUGGGAUUCAUAUCCCGCGCCAACUACAACUCCCCCUGUGUUUGGCCGCGAGGAACUCCUCCGCCUUUUCCAAACCCUGGGCGGCGAUGUCCUGUCUGCAGGCCUGCUUCUUGUCGAUGUCAGAAGGACGGACUAUGAAGGUGGUCUUAUCAAGGGCUCGAUGAACCUUCCUGCUCACUCCUUCUACCUGAACCGCGCUCCGCUGUACAAGCUGUGCCUCGGUGAUGGCGUCACCGGCAUCUCUCGAGUUGUCUUCUUUUGCGGAUCCUGUGGGAGUCGGGGGCCACGCGCCGCAGGCUGGUUUGCUGACUAUGUCGCCCAACGGGCACAAGAGGACGGGAUACCUGAAAGUAUCAAGGUCUACACGCUUGAGGGUGGGAUCAAGGGGUGGGUCAAGGGAGGGCCGGAGUACAUCCAGUUCAUGGAUGCUUUCGAGCCCACCUAUUGGAAGCCAGUUGAGGAUCAGGACUCCAAGCAAGGCGAUAAGCCGGUUGCAAAGCCACAGGGAGCUCCGGAUUCGAAGAGCAGCGAGGGAGCGGCUUAGCACGAUCUAAGCGACCAUGGGAGGCCUGAACUCGGUCUCCUGUGGCGAGUAUGUUAUCAAUGGUACGUGGUCUCCGUGUUUCCUUUCCUUCAAUGUUUGUCAAGUGAUGAGUACACACCAUAGUGGUUUUAGGAAGAGCCGUAUGAGGGGCGGUGGCAUCGACAUAUGCCCUGCUAUCUAUGCUUACAAGAUGGUUUCUGAUAACAAACACUCGAGUUUUGCAGCCAGCGCUUUCUGUACUUAUCAGUGCUAACUUUACUCAAGAAUAGGCAUGGCUUUUUGUCUCUGGGCCAUAAAAGGCUAGAGCACUACGUUGGACGGAGGCGCAAUGGGACUUUUCGUACCGACUUUUCCUAGUCUUUGAUGGCAUUCCACGAACUCCAGAUGUAGGUCAUAAUCGCAUCAUCACGGCCCCGACUAAAUUGCGACGACGUGAGAUCGUUCACAAAUUCAUGGACUGC
Messenger RNA from Eremomyces bilateralis CBS 781.70, 1179 nucleotides. Its product is annotated as Rhodanese-like protein. NCBI's taxonomy places the organism in Eukaryota, Fungi, Ascomycota, Dothideomycetes, Eremomycetales, Eremomycetaceae. Bases 155 to 718 code for a protein of 187 amino acids. The transcript has a single exon. Gene Ontology annotation, cellular component: nucleus; cytoplasm. Gene Ontology annotation, molecular function: protein tyrosine phosphatase activity. The record is from RefSeq and is a predicted model, not a curated record.